Numida meleagris (helmeted guineafowl) is the source of this 2009-nucleotide messenger RNA. RefSeq names its product coiled-coil domain containing 28A (gene CCDC28A). Lineage: Eukaryota; Metazoa; Chordata; Aves; Galliformes; Numididae. The coding region runs from base 692 to 1207 and encodes 171 amino acids. The transcript is spliced from 5 exons. The record is from RefSeq and is a predicted model, not a curated record.
GUGACCUCGCGCCGCGCUUGCCGCUUCCGCGGGGGCGGGGUGAGGGCCGGCUGGGCCGGGGGUCCGCGCGCAGCCCUGGUGGGCGGGGCCGGCCCGUCCGCGGUCGCCGAGGCUGGUCUAUAGUGGGGUUGUGUGCUUCUGGGUGGCUGUGGUGUGUCGGGAGUGACGCUGCGGGGUGUGAAGUGCUGGCCUGGGACUAGACGUGCCCUACCCUGGGCUUUGGAGGAGGUGCUUGUCCGUGUGAGGAGCGGCAGCGGUGUCACAAGCAUGUAACGGGCCAGCGCCCGACAGUUGGAUCCGUCGUAACGACAGACUGAGCUCCAGCAAGGCCGCUGCCUUGUACGGCGGGGCUGAACGGCUGUCCUCGUUCCGGUGUUGUUUCUCGGGAUUUUGACCGGUGUGCACCUGAGCAGUCGCGGUGUGUUCCAGUAGCGGGACACAGAGCUUGAGAUCGAUAACGUGACCUGCGUGCUGAAGGCAGCGCUGGAGAUCUGAGCUCCUGCCUGCUUUGCUGGGCUCACAGGCCCGGGCAGAUCCUCCUGGCAACUGGAUCUUCCCACUAGAAGAAAUAAGCGACUGCUCAGCUUUGAAGGAACUAGAACUCUGUUGAGGUGCACUGUAAUGUUUCUUGCUUUGUUUUCCUUCCUUUUGGAGGAUAAGAAAUCGGUCUGGAGGCAGUAAAUCAGAGGAAAUGGAAGAAAGGAAAAUCAAGAGGAGAAGCCCCAAGUCCUCCACCGCCCACCCCGUGCAGGUUGCUAACUCCAAGAAGAACUCUGUGCCAGUCAGCAAAAGCACCGCCUUUUCCAAUCCCGCGCCACAGCCGCCGGGGCAGAAACCAAAGCUGAAACGAGUAAUAAAAGAGAAAGCCAAACCUCCAGGAGGCGAAGCAAAAGGGGCCCAGGCAGCACCAAUCCAGCAUUCUUUCCUCACAGAUGUAUCAGAUGUCCAGGAAAUGGAAAGGGGACUUCUCAGCCUCCUGAAUGACUUCCACUCUGGCAAACUUCAAGCAUUUGGAAAUGAAUGUUCCAUAGAGCAAAUGGAGCAUGUGCGGAGCAUGCAGGAGAAACUUGCCCGCCUCAAUCUGGAGCUCUACGGGGAGCUGGAAGAACUCCCUGAAGAUAAAAGAAAACUAGCCAGUGACUCCAAUCUGGAUAGGCUGCUAUCAGAUCUGGAAGAACUGAAUUCAUCUAUGACUUUUUUUGUAUAGUAAUUUAUUUAGCUAGAAUUCAGCACUUUAGACAAUGUGUUGAUUGUAGAUGACAAAGCCAACAGCGCCUUUUCACGUGCAUCUCACUGAGAAACUCUGGACCAAACACACAUAAUAUUUCUUUUGUAUUAUUCAGAAAUGUUCUGUCCCACUGAUAAAUGAAUCGUAUUACCUCUUUUUUCCCCCUGUAGAAACAGUAUCACUAAUUUUACUGCAAAUAUUGGGUUAACAUUUUUUUAUUUCUAGAGUUGAGCUACAGUUGCACUGAUUACUUAGCCGUGCUCUGGUAACUGCACAAAUGCAUGCUUUUAACCCAUCAAAAAGACAAAGCUAAUUGCCUUGGCUUGAUUUUGCCUCUGUGCUUCUGAUAAGCUAAAAAUACAUAGAGGUGAGGAGCGUUGCAUUCCAUCUGGUUAUUUCUGAUUUUACAAUGCUUUGUAUGCACUGAGUAAAGUGGGACUUGAGAUACAGAGAAUAUAGAUAUCAGUGCAGUAUCUGUGAAAAGCUGUUCAAGGCUAGAUCUAGUGAAUGCUGCAAAUGAAAUGCAAUACCACGCAAUAGUAAUAAAUUUCCUCUGUCAUCUCCCCUUGAUCUGCCAGCUAAAGCUGUAGGUAAGUGAUGCUUUAAUCUCCACGAGGAAGAUUAAACUAAUGGUUGAAAGCUAGUACAGAACUCAGUAGAACUGAAUUAGUCUGUACUGGUGCAUACCUGGUAAGGGACUAAGUGUAGCAACAUUACAUUAAACAAUGCUAUCUUGUUUAUAUUGUAUCUGUACGUGAAAACAUUAUUCCUUAAUGGCGUG